Molecule: messenger RNA, 1161 nt
Organism: Helianthus annuus (common sunflower)
Lineage: Eukaryota; Viridiplantae; Streptophyta; Magnoliopsida; Asterales; Asteraceae
Product: MLP-like protein 423
Exons: 6
Coding region: 133-1032 (299 amino acids)
Biological process (GO): defense response; abscisic acid-activated signaling pathway
Molecular function (GO): signaling receptor activity; protein phosphatase inhibitor activity; abscisic acid binding
Source: RefSeq, a predicted model, not a curated record
CAAAGUUUCAACCCCAUUUCUCUACACUUCAUAAGUCGCGAGGGGGUUGAAAACUUGAAAUACAUCUCUUCUUGCUUAUGAACAUCGUGCACAAAUCUGACUAAUUCAAGUACCAGUCAGGCUGGGACUUCAAUGUCUGCCACGCCACAACAACAGAAUAUGAUGCAGAACUCUGAAGGUCCCCAUGCUUUACUUAUUAUGGAGUCAGAACGGCAGUUUAUACGAGAUAAGAUAUUUAAUUACAUCAUGCUGCGACAAACUCGGGAGAUGGCCCCAAAGGUCAUGGAUAUCGCUAGACGCUUGGAAGAAGGCUUAUUCAAAAUUGCUGCAACAAAGGAGGAUUAUUUAAAUUUAGACACAUUGGAAAGUCGUUUACAUGCUCUGAUCAAACGUCCCCCCCAGAAUCAACAAUGUCAGCAACAAAAUAGUGCUAAUGUUGCAAUGGGACGAAUGAUUCCAACUCCUGGAAGUAAUUUAAUGGCUCCAUCAUCUGCUAAUCAUGGUAAUGGCAUGAUGUCAUCAGUUGUCAAUCAAGGAAGCGUUUCUAUGAAUACCCUUGGGUCUUCCAGAAGCAUGCACACUGAUGGAAAGCUUGAUGUUGAAGUGAAGGUGAAAUCCAAUGCAGAUCAGUUCUGGAAUGCCAUCAUGGACUCUGCCAACCUCUUCCCUAAAGUCUGCUCUGAUCUCUACAAAACCGUCGAACUUCUUAAAGGCGAUGGCCGCAGCCUUGGAUCCGUCCGCAUGGUUCACUUUGCCGAAGGAUCGCCGAUUGUGAAAUCGUCGAAAGAGAAGAUUGAUGAACUUGAUGCGGCAAAAAAGAAAGUGGCAUAUAGUGUGAUUGAUGGGGACAUGAUGCAAUACUACAAGAGUUUCAAGGCUACUCUUGAGGUGAUUCCUGAGGGUGAAGUAAGCCUUGUGAAAUGGGUUUGUGAGUUUGAGAAAGCGAGUGAUGAGGUUCCGAAUCCCGACAUGAUCAGAGACUUUGCUGCCAAGAACUUUAAGGAGAUUGAUGAGUAUCUCCUUAAAGCAUAAACUACAAGCUUUAAAUAAAAUGCAGAGUAUAAUACUGCAUAGUCUUUGCAUUUACCUAAGUUGACAUAUGUUUAUGAACAAUAUUAAUCAAUUAAUAAUCUAAAAUUUAGUCCCAGUUUCUAAAAAUAC